GGGAAGUUAGUAACUAUGAAUAAGGAAGCUGCCAAUUUGAUGUGUAACCACCCUGCCAGUUUUCACCUGACAUCCUCAGGUUGCGGCUCGUACUUAGCAGCUUGUUCGAUAAGUGUCAUGGCAGCCCUGUGUGUGAACGUGGUGACAGUCAACAUGUUACUGAGUGUCUUCUUUCUUUCAGGUGUUUGGGCUCAAUGUGAUAAGGAAACAGCCCUCUUCAUUACUGCACCAAAGAAGAUGGAAGCACUGAGUGGAUCUUGUUUGAAAAUCCCAUGUAACUAUACAGAGACACCAGGAAAAGGGUUUAACAGCAGCAGAGAAAUCUUUGGAGUGUGGAUUAAAAAUGACUCAAGGUUCGGAAAUCAUCCAGAAAAUGUAGUCUUCAACAGUAGUGGGUCAGUUAACAUCUAUCCAAUGAAUAUUACUGGAAACCUGAGUCAGAAAAACUGCACCACUCUGUUUUCUGAUUUAAAAACAAGUUAUUCAGACAGAUACUACUUCAGAAUUGAGAAUGAACCGUUCAAGGCAACAGCUUCUUGUGAUCCUCUACAAAUAACAGUUAAAGAUUCUCCUUGGAGACCCACAAUUAACAUCUCAGGUGACGUGAAGGAGAAGGAGUCUGUCACUAUCACCUGCUCAGCUUUCACUCCCUGUCCACACUCCCCUCCUCAACUCACCUGGAAUCUACAACAAGACCCUCACAACAAAAUAGAAGAAAACACAGAUGGGACCUUUACAACUAAAAUCCAGGAGACCAUCACUCUGUCAGACACACAUGAUGGAAACAACAUCAGCUGUUCUGUCAGAUAUCCUGUGAAUGAAGAAAACGACGUCAAGACAGCAGAGACACAAGAGACUCUCAGUGUUUCAUAUGCUCCUAAAGACACCUCAGCAUCCAUCAGUCCAUCAGGUUUGGUGUCAGCAGGUAGCUGGGUGAAUCUGACCUGCUCCAGCAGAGCCAAUCCUCCCAUCAGACACUUCACCUGGUUCAAGAACAGCAAAGAUGGACCCAUGAACGUAUCUGAAGGACAAUCCUACAGCUUAAAUGUGACUGAAGGGGGAGUUUAUUACUGUGUGGCCUCGAAUCAACUUGGUAACCAGACGUCACCGUGGAUUCAUCUGAAUGUUGAAGGUAAAGAUUCUCCUUGGAGACCCACAAUUAACAUCUCAGGUGACGUGAAGGAGAAGGAGUCUGUCACUAUCACCUGCUCAGCUUUCACUCCCUGUCCACACUCCCCUCCUCAACUCACCUGGAAUCUACAACAAGACCCUCACAACAAAAUAGAGGAAAACACAGAUGGGACCUUUACAACUAAAAUCCAGGAGACCAUCACUCUGUCAGACAGACAUGAUGGAAACAACAUCAGCUGUUCUGUCAGAUAUCCUGUGAAUGAAGGAAAAGACGUCAAGACAACAGAGACACAAGAGACUCUCAGUGUUUCAUAUGCUCCUAAAGACACCUCAGCAUCCAUCAGUCCAUCAUGUUUGGUGUCAGCAGGUAGCUGGGUGAAUCUGACCUGCUCCAGCAGAGCCAAGCCUCCCAUCAGACACUUCACCUGGUUCAAGAACAGCAAAGAUGGACCCAUGAUCGUAUCUGAAGGACACUCCUACAGCUUCAAUGUGACUGAUGGAGGAGUUUAUUACUGUGUGGCCUCAAAUCAACAUGGUAACCAGAAGUCACCGUGGAUUUAUCUCAAUGUUGGAGGGUGUAGGGUUGAUGUCCAUGUGACAGUGAAGAUCCUGGGAAUUGUAAUUCUCUACAGUACAAUCAUCAUCUUUGAGUGCUGGUUUAGAUCAAGAUUCUCCAACAAACCAGAGAAGGACACAGAAGAUGAAGGCGACUACGUCAACAGAGUGAUUGAGAUUCAAGCUUCAUGAGCCACAAGGAGAGGAGGAAGAUGUCAAGUUCACUGUCAGUGAAAUGAUUUAUUAUUUAUUAUUCUUUGUUUCUACCUGCACAUGUGUUACUUAUCUAAUGACAUGUGUUUUUUUUGGUGGAUCACAGCAUCAUCCAAGUCUGUACAUAUGAAAUGAUGUUGUUUUAAAGAAGAUGAAGAUUUGAAUAUGAAACAUUUGUUUUUCUUUGUUUCUAUCUGGAGGGUAAAGAGGUUUGGUUUUCAGGAAGCUCAAACACGUUUGUGUAAGACUGAUCUGUUUAUGUCUUUUUUGUUUGUUUGUUUUAAAGAAGUUGAGUUAAAUACAUUUAUAAGACAAUUACAUGUAGAUAUUUCUGAUGAGGAAGUAGCAGAAGUGUGAAGGAGGUGUAUCCUGAAUGAGAGUGUGAAUGUAUCCUGUCACUUUUGUUCAUAUAUUUUGAUGAUUGCUGAAUUAUUGUAACAACAUGUUGGCUUUAUAAAAACAAAUUUAUGUCAUUUAUUUUGUGAACAAGUUGUAAAAACACAAAUAAAAGACAUUUGAAGUGGA
Molecule: messenger RNA, 2424 nt
Organism: Mugil cephalus (flathead mullet)
Lineage: Eukaryota; Metazoa; Chordata; Actinopteri; Mugiliformes; Mugilidae
Product: B-cell receptor CD22-like
Exons: 10
Coding region: 16-1878 (620 amino acids)
Source: RefSeq, a predicted model, not a curated record